Symbiodinium sp. CCMP2592 is the source of this 621-nucleotide messenger RNA. The record is from the annotation of a GenBank genome assembly. NCBI's taxonomy places the organism in Eukaryota, Dinophyceae, Suessiales, Symbiodiniaceae.
AUGGCGACUAUUUCAGCCGGUCGGGGCCCAUCCGUUCAUGGCGGUAUGCUCGGCCUCACAGAGGACAUCGACAUGGAAGACGUGAAAGAAGAGGCAGUUCAGCCGCCCAGCAAGACCAAAAAACCAAAGCUGACGCUCGAGCACUUCUUUCAGGAAGCUGGCCUGAAGAAGGUCAUCGGCGAUUGUGCCAAGCUGGAGUUCAAGGGGGAAGGCCACGAGUUCGAGGAUUUGAAGGUGCUGAUGGCCGCAUACAAAAAGUGGUUCAGGGAGAUCUAUCCCUACGAGGACAACUUUGAGGAUUUGAUCUGGAAAUCCCGCACAGUUCUGGCGCAGAAGGAGCCGGACUGCGAUCCUCGUGAAGAGCUGCACAAGCUCAGACUUUGGUACAAGAAAUCGUCGAGUCAGGCCUCAGAACUAAAGAAUGAGGAGGUCAGCAGUCUGGACCCAGAAGUUGCCAAGCGUGUUGCUGAGAAUCGUGCUCGAGCGCUCGAGCGGAAGAGGCAGCGUGAGGCGGCCGUGGAGCAGGCCCAAGAAGAAGCGAUGGCCGCGCAGGCCGCGCAGGCGCAAGCGGAGCCCGACUUCGAGGAGGAAGAUGUUUUCGGCUUCGGCGGCAUGGAGUAG